Pocillopora meandrina is the source of this 14359-nucleotide messenger RNA. The record is from the annotation of a GenBank genome assembly. Lineage: Eukaryota; Metazoa; Cnidaria; Anthozoa; Scleractinia; Pocilloporidae.
AUGUAUCCUGCAAGUCUCCAAAGUAAUUUAGGAGACGCGAUGUUAUACGUUGCUUCUAUUCUCCAUAACGCGAGCAUCUCACGCCCAAAAGUUCAAAAAGUACUAGUGAUAUUGACAGCUAGCAAGAGCCAUGAUGAAAUCGCAGUUCCCUCGUAUCUUUUACUGAAGAACUACAAUGUGACAGUGUUUACAAUUGCUGUUGGGAGUGAAUACAGCCUGGGUCAAGUUAAGGAGAUCUCCUCCGAUCCAGACAGCGACCACAUACUCACUUACGAUUCUGGUAAAGAGCUUGGAUUUGAGGUUGCACACUUUAAAGAAAGGAUGGCUGAAGGUAAGUAUCUUGUUUUAUCAAUUAUGAAUAGUAGGCUCUUAGGCCUCUUUUCGUCUUUACGUUAGUAAAUCACGACUGAUUAUUGUUUUAAGGAACUGGGAUACGUAACUGCAAAUGAAACGUAGAUUGAUCGGAGAGGGCUAAAACUGAAACUGCAUAAUUAGAACAGAAUGUUUUAUCAUUAUAUCUUAGCACUUGACCCAUGCUCCGGAAAUCCUUGUAUGAAUGGAACUUGUGAAUCUUCAGAAAGUGGCUACGUAUGCAUUUGCCAUCCAGGAUAUUCAGGAAUGAAAUGCGAUAAAGGUCAGCACAAUAGGAUAUUUAUUAUAUCUGAUAGUUUCAGAUGAGGCUUAGAAAGAAGAGAGGUUUCCUUGCAUGCGACAUCAAUAACCUAUGCCUUACUUUUUUGAUAACCCUUGUUGCGCGAGAUUCUCAGUGAAAUGGACGUUGCGAAGUGGCGACAAUUGGUUUUUCUCCAAAACAUUCAAGCAUUCCCGAGAAACGAAAUACCUUAAUCUCAAAAUAUCUUAAGAGGGAUUUGUACCUUUGAUAUAAAUGUCACUUAUCUCGUUCCGUUUGGAAGGGAAUGCAGUACUUAAACGGGGUCAGUUUCCUUAAUUUUUAAGAUAAUUUUAGCUGAUAUUCCACCUACCCUCACUUGUCGCUGUGCAAAGCAUUGAAAAAAAUUGGCUUUCAAACUAAGUAUGUACUUAAAAGUUGUAAUUUAUAUUUAGUUCAUGAUCCAUGCAAUCCUGAUCCUUGCAAAAAUGCUGGCACGUGCGAAGUCUUGCCACUCAACUCCUAUUACUGCGCAUGCUCACCGGGCUGGACCGGACCCAACUGCGAAGAAGGUUGGUAACUUUAUAAAUGUAAGCAAGUUACUGACACAACAUUUGUCCAAGGCAAAUGAACUGAGGUCUUAUUUUUCUAAAAGUUAUCUGUAAAUAAAUGGAGUCGCGUAAUUUUGAUCUGUAUGUUUUUAAGCCAAAGCUCUUUGACUUUUUAAUCUGUUUAUCUUCUUCUUCGUCUCACUAGACAUCAAAGAAUGUUCAUUACCGCACAAAAUUUGCCAGAAUGGAGGAACUUGUGAAGAACGAAUGGGUGACUACCACUGCAACUGUACAGGAGGAUAUGCUGGGAAAAAUUGUGAUAAAGGUGAAUACGUAUAGGUGUUCUAUCAAUUUCAUGCAAAGCAUGAUUAGGCAGAACUGACUUUAAUGUCCCACGAACUUUUAAUAUUUUGAAACCAAAAUUUUUUUCAAGACAUCAGACUCCUUAGGUUCCUUGAAGCUUUGAAAUACUUCUACCUUUUUCGACUUUACUGUAAUCAGUUGCGGAGCGUAGAAACUCUGAAGGUGUUGUGUGAUGACAGAGACUAACAAACAAGAAAAAAACAUAGCUAACGAAAGAUAAGGAUUUGGGAUUAGAAAAAACGAACAGAUGAACAAAUGUUAAGGAAUUCUCGCAGUCUUAUCUGCCGGUUUUGCCUUGUUUAUGAAUGUUAGUUUAAUUAUAUGCCCUUCAAAAGAUCUCACAUUUGGAUAUAACUUUUAUUUUUACAGUCUUCAAAGAAACCAUGAUUGACAUGGUCUUUAUGAUAGAUGGAUCUUCCAACCAGAACACAGGAAAUAGAUAUUUUGUCUACAUAAUAAACAUUAUUAAGUUUAUCCUGGGCUAUCUUCACGAUCCUAACACAAGAAUUGGAGUGGUCCUGUAUUCGUCGGUUAUGAAAACAGAAAGUUACUACAAUUACACUCGAAACCAAACAUUGCAGUCAUUAGAGAACUUACCUACACUUCCUCCUGGGUCACUGAUUGGAAAAUCGCUGAAUUAUACAAGACAAGGAUUCUUCAACAACAGCCGAAAAAAUACUCACCGUGUUCUUGUUGUUUUCACUGCUGGGACGUCAAACGAUGGUGUCGCAGUUGCAUCGAAAUUACUCCAUAACAUGAACGUAACAAUUCUAGUUGUUGCUAUGGGAGACUGGUACGAUAUCAAACAAGUUGAAGUCGUGGCAAGCCAACCACAUUUAAACACUAUUGUUUUCACAAGUUACUACCAACUUGUACAUAUGAGUUGGAAAAUCCAUGAAAUGAUUUGUGAAGGUAAGGCUGAGUUAUUUGCAUGUGUUUGCGGAUGCUUGGUGGAAAGAGUACCUUUUAUGGUUAUUGAAUCCUAGUUUUCCCGUAAAGAAAUCGUUUUACCCUUUUUCUCCUCGUACACUGUUCCUGAAUUUGCGUAAUGCAGUUUUAUGUAGCUGCGUUUAUUACUGCCUAUUCCCGAGGUUUUGAGUCAUUUUGUGUUACGGGAACAUAUCAGUUUGAUUAUAUAAAAAAAUAGUGACGAGAUUAAACUAAAAAGGACUGAGGAGGAUUAAGGAUGAAGAUGAUGGACGCAGAUUGAAACGAAACAUCUUCAAAACCGUGUUGUUUUUUUAUUCUCGUGGAAAAGACACAGUGCCUCUCUACAUCUAGUUUAUUUACGUUCGUCUCAAGAAAUUGAAAAGACGAAACCUGGUGAGAGGGGAGGGCUGGGCGAGGGGGGUAGAAGAGGUGAAUAAAAAUUGUAAUCAAGACAAGAGAUCAUUGGAAUUUUUUAAUGUACAUGCUGAUGAUUCAUAGUAUUGCAGUAUCCGUUCGAUCUUGCUCCCAGGGUGACUUGCAUUUUGCUUUAGUGACGAUAAAGAACAUUUCUUGUGGACAUUGUAAAUGAUUGCUUCUUUUUGUUUAAAUAUCAGCCGUUGACCACUGCUUCAGCAGUCCGUGUAUGAAUAACGGAACAUGCCACAACUCUUUGCAUGGAUACGAGUGCGCAUGCCCUAAAGGAGUGAAGGGAACUCACUGUGAAGAAGGUACGGACGGGUAAUCAUUACUCUUUAUUGAACUCCCAAGAUCUAGCAACCUCACUAUUUAUAUUGUUAAAUUGAUAUUUCAAGUUUAUAAUGUAUGCCUUGUUUACGAGUGUGAUCCUUUCUUCAAUUGCAGUAAUAGACAAUUGUGUCGUAAACAACACUUGCAGCGAAGGACAAGUUUGUAUCAGCCAGGUUGGAUCACAUGAGUGUGUGUGUCUGAACGGAUUCUACGGGAAAAAAUGCGACAAAGGUAAAGAAAAAAAAACACGCAGAAAAGCAAAGAAAAAAUCAUAAAAUGGUACUUCACUCCUUAUAUCUCGGUUUCUGAAUAAAUUGUUUUAAACCCGUAGAUCUGUUUGGGAAUUUUCUCUAUUUGCUGCUUAGUACCUCUUGAAAAUCAGUUUACAAAAUUUGGUCUCGUACCAAAAAACUAUCUCGCUGAUGAAUUUGUCUCACCCCAUCGCACGUGUAAUGGUAUUGAUAUUGAGAGAAGAAGUUACAGACAUCAUUUUUGGAAGUUGAACAUUAAAUGACCUUCUGAUAUUGUUACUCUUAGAAAGGUCAGCCGUAAUUGUAAUUUUUUCCUCCUUGCAGCUUGUAAUACCACGAUGGAUAUUGUAUUUCUUGCGGAUGGGACGGAAGGAGCCAAGAUGGAAAAUUUUUUACGAAUUAUACGACUCAUCAAAAAUGUCGCGAAAGUACUCCACGUUUCUGAACAAGGAGCGCAUGUUGGUUUGGUGCUUUAUGGCGACGAUUCUCAAAUAAUUCUCAAUCUGAAUGAUCAUUUUAGUUAUACAGACCUUUAUAAAGUUAUUUCCAAGAUUUAUUUGCUUAACAAGAAGAAGCGUUACGUUGGGAAAGGUCUAAAGUAUGUCAAGGACGAGGUUUUUGCUAAGUAUGGUCGCAAUGGUGUCCCCAAAGUCAUUAUCCUUCUACAAAACAAAAGAUCUGAAGACGCUAUAGGCGAAAUCUCACAGGCCAUCAAGAAAUACGGCGUCAAAAUAUUUGCAGUUGGUAAUGGAGACAAGAUGGCGAAAGGGCAACUGAAAGAAAUCGCCUCUAAACCAAUGUCGAUGUACUAUAAGUAUUCUAAGUCUUGGGAUAUAGACACGGCUUUGUUUACAGAAGAGAUGAAGGACUCUGUCUGCAUGGGUAAGUCCUUGUGUGCUUCUUAAGAAACUGUCGAAUCCUUUUUCCCUUGUGCUUUGUUCAAGGAUAAGCGCAUUAGUUGUGUUUGUUGUUAUUACAACUACGUCACGAAAUCAUGCUUCGUUACCUGUUUUAUGCCCGAAAUUACCUCUUACGUGAAAAAGAGGAUUAAAAUAUAAGUUUAUUAGGAUAGAAAAAUACCAAAAUGGAUGGAUCAAACAUAAAAAGAGCGAAGAUGAAGGAGGAUGAGGGAUACUGAGACUGCAAACGAGCACCUCGAAAACAGUGACCGGCAAAACGUGACACACCAAGUCGAGCCGAGCGAUGUUUUCUUCAACCAAAAUGCUUUGCCUGUGUUCAUACUUUAUUCAACAAGCCAAAAAUGUGAACAACCAUUGCUAAAUAAUGAAUACAUUUGUGCGUGGCAUACUUUUGUAAGAUUGAAAAAACACUCUUCCAUAUUGCAGCGUUAAAUCCUUGUUCGUCAUCACCGUGUCGCAACAACGGUACAUGUGUUCCAAAUGAAGAUGGAUACAGAUGCAAUUGUCCACAGGGAUACUCAGGAAGCAGAUGUGACCAAGGUGACCUUUCAAAUAUGACACAUUAUGACCCAUUGUAUAAUGACUUAUGUGAUUGCAUUAAAAGUGUCUUACUGGCAAGCCUUCAAUAAUUUCUACUUCUACUUGAACAAGUUCUUAGAAGAGACUGCACGUGUCACUUGAACAUUUAAAUAUUUGUAUUUUGAGAAUAUAUUUUUUUUCUUUUUACUUUUUCCCAGAAAUAUCCCCAUGUUUUCCGAAUCCUUGCCAGAACGGAGGACAUUGCAUUCGAUCUGGAUACUCGUACACCUGUAGCUGUGUGGCUGGUUUUACAUCAGACAACUGUGAAGACGGUAUGUGGUACAUUGAAAGAAUCAAACAUUCAGGCAGAAAAGGGGAAAGGGAGGACUUAAUAAUUUUUAAGAUGCAAGAUUUUACACACAGGCAUGUCUAUCUUUCUGGAGGGCGUGAUACUGAAAUGGAAAUGACUUCUUUAUGCUUAUUUAAUUUGUCAGAUAUAAACGAGUGUGACUCGGAUCCUUGCCAGAACAAUGGUCACUGUAACAACCUGCCGGGGAGUUAUCAAUGCGCAUGUCCAUCAGGAUAUUUGGGAACCAACUGUCAGUCAGGUAAGUUUUAGUCUCCUUCUCAGCCGAUAAUUGCGAUGCCACACAACGUUCCACGAGUGCGCGUCUGAUAAAUUGAUAAGUGAAGAAAUGAUAGGAAGUGUUCUUCAUAUUUUCUCAUUGCAGUUUGCAAACACCAGAAAUUCAACUUGGCUUUCUUAGUUGACGGCUCAGCCAGCAUGAAAACUCUCAACUCAUCCGCUGCUUUUCAAUACAAACAGUUGGUCAAAUCUGUGAUCGACUUCUACAAGGUUGAUAAAGAAGACACUAAUGUCGGUUUAGUGGUCUAUUCGUCACUCACCAUAACUAAGUUUACCUUCCAAACGCAUUACGCUAAACCAGACAUCAACCAAAUGAUCGACUCCAUGGACUAUCCAGCAAAUGGUACUUACACGGGCUCAGCCCUCAUGGCUGUUCAGAAUGAUCUCUUUGCGCAGGCGCAAUCUGGAAGACACAACUGCCUUGUGACUCUCACAGAUGGAGUGUCCAAUGAUGACGUUUCUUUGCCAUCAGCUCAUCUCAGAGCAAUGAAGGUUGUGACUCUGGCUGUGGGUGUCGGCGAAUUCUACGCAGCAGAAGAGCUUCAACUGAUAGCAUCUACACCGUCCAAUGUGUUUGAGGCUCCAUCCUAUGAUCAGCUUCCAUCUACAGCUGACAGGAUAAAGGAGACGCUUUGUAACGGUAAGAUCUGCUGCUUUUCCACAACAUAGGGAGCGUCAUCGCAUAAAUAUUGGGGCUUAUUUUUUCACUUGCCUUUUUUAUCCAUUCUCUGGUCCCCUCAAAAAUAACAAUUUUUUUUCUUCCCGUGAAGCUGUGGAUUACUGCUACAGCAAUCCCUGCAACAACGGUGGAACAUGUGAAAGUCUAGUGGACAGUUACGAGUGCGCUUGUCCAUCUGGUUAUACGGGAGUCAAUUGUGAAAUGGGUAGGUGCACAAGUGUAAAAUGUGCAAAUCUUGUCUAUCGGUUCUUUACACUUCCUUUAAAGGGUCUAUGUUUGUGCAUAGCAUCAAUUUAUUCAAAUUCUUUUAUGUGUAAUGCGCUUGAAUCUUCUCAUACACCAAGCAUCUUCGUUGUCUUUUGAUUUAUUCCUUCCUCUUUGAUACUUGUAUUUCUCUGUACGCCAACUUCGUUUUUCUAUUGUGAUUGGUGUAGUACAGAACGAUCUACUAAAAAACACAAUGAUGAAAUUCCACUGUGUUGUAACCCUAAAUGUGAUUUAUGUCUGAAUUAUUACCCAGAUAUUAACGAGUGCGCAGAUAUGGGCUGUGGAGAUAGAAAAAUAUGCAUCAAUUUCCCGGGAACUUCAUUUUGUAACUGCAGACCAGGAUUUUUCGACAAAGAAAACUCUUGCAACCGAGGUACUGAUAGCUUUAACUAUGCUAGUCAAUCUUGUUCAUGUAUGUUUUAAUCACUUUUCAAACCUGUUAUGAGUCAACCAUGUCAUCCAACCUCGCACCGAUUAUAUCCACUAUAUCUUUUUCUGUUCAUCAUAGAAUAUUCAGGUACUUUCAAUAUCGGAUUCCUUGUGUACACUGGAGAUGACAUCGACAACUAUCAGAAGGGGAACUUUAAAAAGCUAGUGGGGUUCGUUAAAGGCAUCGUAAAAACCCUUAAGGAUGAUGGGGACGAAUCACACAUAGGGAUUAUUGGGUACUCUGACACCCCUUACUUGAAGAAGCGAUUGGACAACACCACGCAUUCAGAGCUUGAAGUUGAAUUGGACAAUUUGAAUACAACUGGUAAAGGAAGAUAUAUUGGAAAAGCUUUGGAACUAACGAGCAGGGAGUUAUUUAAUCAGUCAAAUGGACUUACUGGCAGAAAAUCUCGAGACAUCGUUGUUGUCAUAGUAGACGGAAGUUCAGCCGAUGACAUUGCUGUCCCUUCUUUCGCUUUAAAAGAAAACAACGUUACAAUAUUUAGUGUUGGUAUUGGUCGGUACAAAAGUGGUCAGUUGAACGAGAUGGCUUCAGAACCCAACUCAGAACAUGUGUUUACUACGAAUGAUUAUGAGGGACUUGGUCCCGUAAUGGCUUCCCUGAAAGAUGCGAUUGUUAAAGGUAAAGAAAUCUGUUUCAUACAGAGAUCUUAUAAAUAGAUACGGUAAAGGGUAGAGAAUUAAUUCCCUAUCAGUUGUGGUCUUCUUGAAGCAACCGAAGAUGAAAAGAGAAAAAGGGGUCAGAAACAUUUUUUUUGCACAUAGUUAUCAUUCCCAGGUUACUUAAAAAAAAGAAUUCAUCGAUGAUGCCAGCUGAUUAUCUCCUCCUUAAUCUCAGCAUUGUUUUAUUGACAGAUGUGGAUCCUUGUUCAAUCAAUCCUUGUUUCAAUGGUGGAAGUUGUGUCAAUCAUCCUUCAGGAAACUACACUUGUAUUUGCAAGUCUGGCUGGGCUGGGAAACAGUGUGAAGUUGGUAAGUGGCAAGUUUUGACCCUAACCAAGCAACGAUGUGCUAUGAAAAACAGUUUGCGUGCUGUUGCUGUUGUUUUUUUUUUCGGUUUCGUUCUUUAUGUUGCUGUUGUUGUUGUUUUUUUUUAAAGUUUCAAUUGAUAUAUUUUCUUGCAGAUAGUAAAAAAAAUUCAUUGUUGAGAAUUAAUGUUGUCUAUUUGUGAUAUUUAGAUGGAUCACCUUGUAUUCUUUCUCAACUUCCUUGCUAUAAUAAUGGAAACUGUACAAUCGGAGAUGACGGCACUCCUCAGUGCCAAUGUGUUCUUGGAUGGAAUGGCACUAACUGUGAGGAGGGUAAGUGGAGAAACCUACUUAAAGUGAAAUAAAUAUUUUCCUGUCUGGUUCGAGCUAACUCAGUCCAUAAAAAUUGUACCAAAUAACCACUGCUCUUCUUUCCCUCCUUCAUUUUUUGAACCUCGUAUCUCGCGGGAUAGUAUGGCUCCUCCCGACCCCACCCGUGCCGUCGCGUACGGCCAUGCGAUAAAUAUGAAAGUUUUUUUUCCAGACUUGGAUGAAUGCACAAAGAAUCCUUGUUUCAAUGGCGGACAAUGUAUGAACACCCCAGGAAGCUAUUACUGUAAAUGUCCAGUCAAAUUUACUGGGGAACAUUGUCAGACUCGUAAGUACUGAGUGCAGUUUUAAUAGGUGCUAAGUAGGAAGUUGCUAAGUGGUAAAUCCAUCGUUCUCUGCUUGUCCAUCUGGAGUUCUCUGCAAAUAUGCCUAUCUCUCUGACUGACUGACUGACUUAGUUUUGGAAGACAUUCGAAUCACCCAUGUACGUUCUAAUAAAGAUGCACGAACUAAUUCCUGCCAUAAAAUCAUGUAUUUCGCUAUGUCGUUGAGUUUAACUGUUGUAACUCAAAUGUAAGAUGUUCAAAUUUUUGUAGGGUGUGAAGGCCAAUUUGUUAACGUCGGUUUUCUGAUUGAUGGAUCCGCCAGCGUGGAACUCUCUGGUAGUGGAAACUUUAACAAGACACUUGAAUUUGUAAAAGGUUUCAUCGAUUAUCUUGAUGUGUCUGAGGAUAGAGCUCACGUUGGCUUAGCAGUCUUCUCUACUGAUGUUUACCAAGUGUUCAAUUUUGGAGAGUACCAUAACUCAUCGGAAGCUGGAAGAGCAGUGAAUGGCGUCCGUUACCCGAAUCAGGGAAGACACAUUGGGAAAGCAUUGAACUACAUGCGACAUAAGAUGUUCUCAGAGCCUAAACUUCGGAGAGACGUUUCAAAUUACCUGGUGUUAAUAACUAGUGGGUCUUCUUAUGAUCUGAUUAGAACUCCAGCAAAGGAAUUGCGUGACAAAAACGUGACAAUAUUUGCUGUCGGGGUCGGUGAUGAUUAUGAUGAAGAUGAACUUCGAGAAAUCAGCGGCGAUGAUGGACGGUUAGUUUAUAGAACGACGUUUGAUGGUUUGGAAAAUUUGAAAACGGAGCUGAAAAGAAAAAUCUGUUCACGUAAGUAUCUUAACAGGGCUGACUGGGACUUAAAUGUAUGGUUAUUAUAGAGAUCACAACAAUCUUAUGUCGCAUAUAUACUAACUGACUGACUGGCAAGUUCUACAUGUACUAGGAAUUUCAUCACUGACAUUGGCCAAGAUAAAUUGGAAUUUAUGUAUGUUAACAUAAAAUUUUUGAGGUAUAAUUUCACCUAAAUCCUCUACAAAUUUUCUACCUAAGUCUCCUUUCUAAGUCAUUUUAGCUAGAGAUGUACUCAUUGACAAGACCACUACAUCGAGCAACUACCUCCAAGGACUUCCUGCUUAAAAGUUGUUUGUUUUCUGGACACGGGGGCCUUUUGUGGAGUGGAAAAAAACUGUUUCCAUGUUCAAUACCGGGUCAAAAUUUAUUUAGGAAGUGGUUCUUAACGAAAUUUUGUAAAUUUGUUUGUAACUGUUGCUUUGAUAGAUGAAAUGAAAUGAAUCAUUUUUUCUUGGGUUUAUCAGUUGAAGAUCAUGGCACUUGUAACUCUUCACCGUGUAUCAAUGAGGGAACUUGCAUUAACACAGGGAGAAGUUACCGCUGUGAAUGCUCACGUGGAUACUAUGGACAGGAAUGUCAGUUUGGUAUGUGGAAUUAACCACUUGUUACCCCGAAAGUAGACGUGAAAUUGAAUAAGAAGGUGUAUCCCUUCAAAGAUCUCUCGGAAACGCGGUGGUCUUAGCGAACGAGACUCUUAAUCUAAUAGGACGAAAUCAAUCAUUGACAUUCUGUUCUCGCUGGAAUUGAAAUAUUUGCUUUAACUGUAAAAAAAAAACUCUGUUUCCAUUAUUUUGUUUUUUUGGUCAUUUUCAUUUUCCGUAAAUGUUUAAUUCGCUCGUAACGGACUAGACACUCUACGGAGAGUUUAGUUUUUCUGAACCCUUUCACGAAUUAUAUUCUGGACAAGUCUUGAUUGACUGAUUUCUUUCUCCAGUUUAAACGCUGUAAUCGCAUUUUUUUACUUUAGGUUGCGGAUUCAGGGAGCUGGGUCUAAAAGUUCCAAAUGAACGAAGAAUACCAGAUGAUGACAUCACAGCGUCUUCCCAAAAAGAAGAAGGACGAGCAGCAUACCGAGGGAGGAUUGGUGUCGAAACUAUGGGUUUAUGGAAAGAUGGCUGGUGCGCAUCCGUUAUAGACACAGCACCUUAUUUACAGGUGUUCUUUGGUAAGUGAAAUUAAGUUGCUAGACUUGUCACUUUAUUUCCUCUCCUCCCAUCUCAGCCAUUGUGAAAACGAGUCUUCGAUUUCUGGGUUGCUUAAAGUGUUUUUUUUUUUUGGUUUUUUUUUGUAUGUGUUUCUCUGUCUGUUUUAUUGCGAUGGUGCUAAUUAAGUGGUACUUCCUAUGCCAGUUUUCUCGCUCUUACCUUUAUUUUUUACAAAGAAUCAAGUAUUUAUUCAUUGGUAUAUUCGUGUUGGUAUACUUCUGUUUGUUAUUUAUUAUCUUCUAAAUUAUUGGUUUUUUUACUCACGAGUACCAUCUAUUUACUUUCACAUCUGUAGUUUUUGCUUUGUCAUUUUAGCAAAUGAAUAACUGUUGCCACCGUUUCUCUGUGUUUAAGGGUACCUAACAAACGUAUCCGUAAUUGAGACCGAAGGUGUCACCGAUGAUUCAACGAACUCUUGGGUCGAAAGUUAUUAUGUGUCUAUGAGUAACGACUCUCAACCUGGAUCGUUCGUCAACUACACUGAACAAGGAGUAACUAGAAUUGUAAGUUAAAUUUCUGUUAGAGACCCAUUCAGCAAUAGUUCGCAAGAACGGAGAUUCCGUUGCUAAUUUUUGCCUAAGAGUGAGAACUUUCAUCAAAUUUCCUGUAAGAUGGGUCAAUUCAGUGAGGUCAGGUGUGCAAAUGAAACAUUGAAAUUCAGGCAGACAAGUAGACACUCCACAAACCGAUCGACCGACAGACAGUCCAGGAAUCGAACAGACCAAUUUAUAGAAUUCUUUAACACGAAGUAUGCACAUGGGUCAAACAGAGAGCAGAAUUUGCACUCACACAGGGUAAUUUACUACGGCAAGUCGUUAUUUAGUACAUUGAAAUAACUGAUACACAUGUAUUGAUACAUGUGGUCUCGAAUGUAUAAUGAAGACACUUAACGCGUUCCUCUUGUCUAUCAUUACAGUUUCACGCAAAUGAUGACAUUCAAGGUAAGAAUCUGAGUCUUGAAGGAACGAGAGCUCAUUACAUCCGAAUUCAUCCUGUCAGUUUCACUGGUUCGUCUGCUUGUAUGCGCAUCGCUUUAUAUGGCUGCGACUCAGGUAAUUACACUUUGUAAGAACGUAUGAGAAGUCCUUACCUUCCCUCAGUAGAAAAUGAAAUUCUCCAAGCAGGUAUUGGCGUAUUAAUUGUGAGUAACUUAGCUGCCGGGUUAAACCUGGUAACUAAUGUAGUAAACAGAUAAUGAGAAUGGAUUAAUUUAAUUUCAGCUCGAUAAUGAUAUAUUGUCAAAUUCUUUUAAGACAUUUUUCAUAAAAGUUUAACUGCCCUGAGGGAGACUUAUUAAUCAGGUAGAAUUAAUGUAUUCUCAUUGCAGAGGACUUCCCCUCUUCGGGCAUACUGCUUCAGAGAGUGAAUAACGAAACGCCAGAGGAAAGCAUAGGGUUUGAUCGAAUCAUAGCAGGUAGGUUAUGGUUUUUGGUCUCCGCUUUGAGUUGUUACUCUUUUUUCAAGUCAUGAAUUCUUGCGCAAAUAUACAUGUUUUUUAAUUAGUUGCAACAACGAAUUCAGAAAUAAUGUUAAUUAGAGAGAUUUUCGUGUCGAGUUUCGUGAAACCAAACCAAAUUAAUUUUAACGUCCAAUCAGAAUAAAGGUCAAGUAACGCUAGGAAUAAUGGGAACUCAAAGUUCAGUAAGGUAAUUUUUUUGACGCGCGUGGAAAACGAGGAUGAUCAAUGCAAGUCUCAGAUGGUUUUAGUCCUAAAUCUGAUUGGUUCAGAGGAUGACUCAAACUUUCCAGCACAGUAGAAAAGCACAGUAACACAAAAUCUUCUUAAAUCUUGGAAAUCAAUCUUAAAUUUAUCUUUUUUCUCCGUUUUCUAAUUAAUUAUUUGUCUUGUAUUUUUAGUAAUUCCAGCAGUUUUUGGUGCCCUCCUUUUGGGCGGCUCAUUGUUAUUCCUUAUACGUUAUCUUCGGUGAGUGAAAACGAUUUGCGUCUCAUUUUGCGACGGCAAAUUUUGCUGAUAGGUAAAAUAAAUAAAAGUUCGUGACGUUAUCGAGUAUAUUACAUUACACGAAAAAAGGGUCAUGCACUGAGUCGUUGUUUUAGUGUUGCGUCCGGAAAGUGAAGCAACAAGGUUGAUGUCAGUUAGAGAUAAGUAAAGGUAUGUAAACCUCGGCACCGAAUUUUGAAAAGAUGAUGUUUCGAGGACUAGAUCCUUGUUAAGCAAGAGUGCUAUAUGGUCUAUCAUUUUAGUUUUAUGCAGUUUUUUGUAUUCGUGUAAGCUCAAGCCAAGUAGCUUCUCGCGGGGUGUUUUUAAGAAAUUGGCUACCAUUUCUAUGGAUUGUUAAUUUUUGAAUUUUCUUUUUCUACAGGAAGAGAUCUUCACGACAAAUGAAAGGUUAUUCAACAAUGGAUGAAGAGGAAGGAAUCUACCAAACAAUCCCCUCUGAUCUGCCCAUGUAUGAGGUGCAGACUGUUGCAAUCGAGAUGGGCCCUGACAAAGCCUUGAAUAGCAUUGGAAUCUGGAACGAAGCGUACGAGUCUUACGUUGGAGACGAGGAAGAAGAGGAAGGAAUUGAGCGGCAUUAUCAGAGUCUAGAUGACGAAGAAUACGAACAUAUUUACGAGAAUCUACCUUCAGCUUUUGAAGUACAAACGCUGAGUGUGGAGGUGAACGGAAAGGAAGUGGUACCAGGGGAGGUUCACAGUGAAAACGCCUUUUAUGAAAGUGUUUACCCAGAGAGCAAACUCGAAGAGAAACGAAGAAAACAAGGGUUUUUUGAGUUACCUCGAUAUCGGGAGUUGUCAGAGGAAGAAGAUGAUGACUACGACGAUAACGAAGACAAUGGCAGCGAUAACGAAGGUUAUGAGGAUAUUUACGACAAUAUUUUCUUCCCUGAGGAGCCAUCAGAGGAUCAGAAGAAGAGGACGCUUACAUUUUCUCCGCAACAGACGGCCGAAGAUGGAAUUUUCUCUUACGAAAACAAGGUAACAAGUAAACUUUUGCUGCAUAUAGCGAUAUGCAUCUUUUUGAGGCAAAAAAAGCGACAUAAAGAUCAUACAUUCCACAUUGCUGCCUCCUUGAAAAAAAAAACCGUUUUCUAAUUCAUGUUUUUCUGAAUCAGAUUUUUAGCUUUGAUCGCCGAACGACAACGUUGGAAGAAAUCCAGAGGAAGAAGAGUCAAGUUUUUCCAUUCCUUUGAAUCUCCACAAGUUAUUUAUCGUACCAUAGACUGUCUUAAACUGCACUACCCCAGCAUUUGUCAUGCAGUUCUUGUUGCAUAGUUUAAGAUUCCUAUAAACAGUUGAGGCUCACGUUAUUGAUAACUCGAUUGGUACAGAAAACGUGUUUGUAACCGAGGCAUGAAAUACGAUUGUUGUGUGGUUUAAAAAGCGGAGUUUUUUAUUUUUGAAGGUUCCCCAAACAGCAUCGUCCACGUAAGGGAGUCUUUUGCAAGGCGUACCCCAGCACGUUAGACUGAUAUGAGAGUCUUUGUUCUUGGACAGCUAGCAGAAUUAUUUACAGAUGUGUAACGAAAACUGAUGUUUGUAGAUAAACUGUGAUGCUGCUUCAGUGAGGAAAUUACAAGAUAGUUUGGUUUUAUGAACAGAAUCGAUGAGGUAAAUUGGCCACCGUAAAGAGGGGUAAUACCUCUUUGCGGUGCCUAAUUUAGAGUAUCAAACCAAACGAUCUUUCUUUAAGAUUUGAUUGGUUUAAAAUCAUAGAUACGUUAUACAAAGUCCUUGUUCGAUAGCAUUGUAGACCGUAAAAAUCAAUUUUGUUAGUUGG